Messenger RNA from Adineta steineri, 207 nucleotides. The record is from the annotation of a GenBank genome assembly. Lineage: Eukaryota; Metazoa; Rotifera; Eurotatoria; Adinetida; Adinetidae.
AUGUUAGAUUUUGAACGUGUUUCAUCACCAUCUUCAUCUAAACGUUCUCGCUUUUUAGCAGUAGUGGUUGUUGAUUCUGGAUCUUCUAAAACAACAUCUCCUGUUUCUUUUCAAAAAUUAGCACUUUCACCAAUCAUUAGAAUCAUACCACGAGUACGAUCAGUUCGUGAAUCAACGCUAGCUUCGUCUCCGGGUUCAAAUUUUUGA